AUGGCAGACUUUGACGGUGCCAGCCAGGCCUUCUUGGCAUGGCUACGACGAUCUGGCGUAGAAAUCAGCCCAAAAAUUCAACUAGAAGACUUGCGGAAUGCGCAGGCCGGGAGAGGUGUUGUUGCGACUCAAGACAUUCCCGAACAUGAACUUCUGUUCCGCAUCCCCCGCACUGCCAUUCUCAGUGUCGAAAACUCCAUCCUCUCCACCGAGAUCCCCGCAGCCACCUUCGAAAUGCUUGGCCCAUGGCUUUCGCUCAUUCUCGUCAUGCUAUACGAGUACAUUAAUGGCGACGCUUCGAAUUGGGCGCCGUAUUUCUCCGUCCUGCCAACUGAAUUCAAUACCCUCAUGUUCUGGUCUGAGGAUGAGCUUGCGGAACUACAAGCCAGCGCAGUGCUGAACAAGAUUGGAAAAGAGGGAGCGAAUGAGGCCUUUAUGGAGCAGCUAUUGCCAAUAAUCAAGGAAUUCGCCGACAUUUUCUUUGCUGGUGAUGAGCGGGCAAAGCAAAGGGCAGAAGAGAUGAGGGAUGAGCGCAACGUUUUGCUUAUGCACAAAAUGGGCUCCUUGAUCAUGGCAUAUGCAUUCGAUGUUGAACCGGCCACUUCGCGCAAAGACGUCGAUGAGGAAGGAUUUGCCGAAGAGGAGGAAGACGAGGCACUCCCCAAGGGCAUGAUUCCCUUGGCGGACAUGCUCAAUGCCGACGCUGAUUGCAACAACGCGCGCCUAUUCUAUGAAGAAAAAUACCUGGAAAUGAAGGCCUUGAAACCCAUCCGAGCCGGCGAGGAGGUCUUCAACGACUAUGGACCGCUUCCACGAUCGGACCUAUUACGCCGAUAUGGCUACGUAACAGACAACUAUGCACAGUACGACGUUGUCGAGAUCAACAUGGACCUAGUAACCGAGCUUGCAACUGAUGCUGGCAUUCACUCAAAGGAGAGAUUGGAGUAUCUGGAAGAGCAGGAAAUCGUCGAUACUGGGUAUGACAUCACUGCCAGCAAUCCAUUUACGAUACAAGAGAGUCUGUCCCCAGAGCUUGUAAUUCUAGUCGAAACCUUGCUUCUGCCAGCGGAAGAAUUUGAGCGCUUGAAGACAAAAAGUAAGCUACCGAAGCCUGAGAAGAUCACCAGCAGGGGUGCAGGGUUCUUGCACGAACUUGUGCAAGCUCGAAUUGCGCAAUAUGCCACCACACUCGAGGAAGAUGCUCAGUCGAUAAAGGAGGCACCGCUUAUAAGAGACGCAAAACCGAAAGAGCGACGUUUCGCCAUGGCCAGAGCUGUUCGCGUCGGGGAGAAGCAGCUGCUCAAGCAAACUCAAGAUGCGUUAGCCGAGCUAAUGACAAGAGGAAGCUUGUCAAAAAGGCAUCGCACAGUCGACGAAGAAGGCGACGUAGAGAUGGGCGGAGUGGGAAAGAAAGCGCGGGCUUGA
Molecule: messenger RNA, 1425 nt
Organism: Parastagonospora nodorum SN15
Lineage: Eukaryota; Fungi; Ascomycota; Dothideomycetes; Pleosporales; Phaeosphaeriaceae
Exons: 2
Coding region: 1-1425 (474 amino acids)
Biological process (GO): peptidyl-lysine monomethylation
Cellular component (GO): nucleus
Molecular function (GO): protein binding; protein-lysine N-methyltransferase activity
Source: RefSeq, a predicted model, not a curated record